This is a messenger RNA of Aspergillus alliaceus, 1551 nucleotides long. It is a transcript of the gene aspE, whose product is annotated as septin. Gene Ontology annotation, cellular component: septin complex; cell division site; microtubule cytoskeleton. The record is from RefSeq and is a predicted model, not a curated record. Gene Ontology annotation, molecular function: GTP binding; molecular adaptor activity; GTPase activity. Bases 1 to 1551 code for a protein of 516 amino acids. Lineage: Eukaryota; Fungi; Ascomycota; Eurotiomycetes; Eurotiales; Aspergillaceae. The transcript has 2 exons. Gene Ontology annotation, biological process: cytoskeleton-dependent cytokinesis.
AUGGCCACCACAACUCCAGGACCCCGUUCCCCGGGACACCAUGCACCUUCCCCCGAUAUCGAGAACGGUGGUAAAGAUCCACGCAGGAAUUCCUCUUUAGGUUUCCUCCGUCGCUCCAAGUCAACAGAACCACUCGGUAAGAGCAAGAAGAACUCCAAGAUCCCGGAAGACGAGCUACGAGCAAUGCCGGUGCAACCUCCUCGUCUGCCCGACCUUUCUCCCGCCCCAAUGCUGGAAAGUUUUGGAGGUGAAGAGCGAGGUCACGAUACCACCAACGCGGCUGCUCUUUCGAACAACACACCCUCGUCCCAACGACAGCAACCCCCCUCUCGUGGCUCGAUCAGCACGCCCAACUACGACCCUUACGCCCGUACAGAGAGCAUGACACACCGUGGGCGUUUCAGCUACGCGAGCAGUGCCGUGAGCACUGUCAACAACCCGCGUAGGUUGCGUCGGCGCAAGGACCCUACCCCGUACAAUGUCCUGGUCAUUGGCGCUCGCAAUUCGGGGAAGACAUCAUUCCUCAAUUUCCUCAAAUCGUCCUUGGCGAUGCCAGCCCACAAGAAUCCCUCUCGUCCAGCGGAGGAAAUGGAAUACCUAGACCAUCACUCGCCCGCCAACCAGGGCUACACCUCCCAAUACCUUGAGACAGAGAUCGAUGGAGAGCGCGUCGGACUAACAUUGUGGGACUCUCAGGGGUUUGAAAGAAACAUUGUUGACAUCCAGUUGCGUGGCGUGACCGGAUUCCUGGAAAGUAAAUUUGAGGAGACCUUGAGCGAAGAAAUGAAGGUAAUUCGCUCGCCCGGAGUGCGAGACACCCACAUCCACUGCACGUUUCUGCUUCUCGACCCCGUCCGUUUGGACGAGAACAUCGCCGCGGCGGAAAGAGCCGCCCAGGGCACCCCUAAGGCGUCCGAUGCACCGGUCCUUGGCGUUCUUGACGAGAAUCUCGAUAUCCAAGUUCUUCGAACUGUGCUGGGCAAGACCACCGUUGUCCCCGUCAUCAGUAAGGCGGACACAAUCACCACGGCACAUAUGUCAUAUUUGCGGAAGGCGGUUUGGGACAGCUUAAAGAAGGCCAACAUAGACCCGCUGGAGAUUCUCACCCUGGAGGACCAGGAGGAAUACACGUCUUCGGAGAGCGCUGAUGAAGAAGAGGACGAGUCGCCCGAGGAAGACCAGCAAGAGCCCGGUUCACCUUCCACGAAGAGCCAAGGGUCUGGAACACAAGCCUGCUCUCAGAUUCUGCCGUUCACCAUUUUGUCACCGGACCCACACUCGCUGGCGGCUGGCGAUGAGCCUGUCGGUCGUAAAUUCCCCUGGGGGUUUGCGGACCCUUUCGACUCCGCACACUGCGAUUUUGUCCGGCUCAAGGAGUCUGUGUUUAGCGAAUGGCGUACCGAACUGCGCGAGGCUAGUAGAGUGGUUUGGUAUGAGCGAUGGAGAACUAGCCGCUUGAAUCGGAAGGCCCCGACCCCUGGCGUUACUCCUUCGAAGAAGGUCUACGCUGGAAGGUUGGGUCCCCUUGACCAGGGACCUCGACUACGAUAG